Messenger RNA from Xenopus tropicalis (tropical clawed frog), 3057 nucleotides. It is a transcript of the gene rnf223, whose product is annotated as ring finger protein 223. The record is from RefSeq and is a predicted model, not a curated record. Bases 323 to 1318 code for a protein of 331 amino acids. The transcript is spliced from 2 exons. NCBI's taxonomy places the organism in Eukaryota, Metazoa, Chordata, Amphibia, Anura, Pipidae.
UGGUGAAUUGUCGGAUUUGGAUUUUUAGCCGUUUUAAGUCACAACUUUUUUUUCUGUGAAUCGGGGAAAAAAAUAUCCGACAGUUAGAAAAUGGCCCCCUAAGCCUAUGAUCAGCUUAAGUGUUGACUGAUCAGUUCUGUGAAAGUUCUACUUAUCACCAGUCAGAUCUACAUAUUCAGCAAUGAUCCAAAUAAAAUGCAAAAUAGCAAACAAAGAAAUAACUAUUUCAGCCUCCAAUAAAUGGCAAACUUUUAGGGAAAGGAAUGAAAAUACAAAUAAUUUCCUGGUAUGAUGUAAGAUGUUUCUCCAUACACAGUAAAGAAUGAGUGGGACUGUUUCAACACCAGGGUCUAACAAGGAAAAAGCCUGCAGGGAAAAUACCUGUUGCAGCCAGUGUAAGCAUGACAUGGCAGAUGAUUGUCUAUUUCCGUACCUGAUGGGCGUGUGGUAUGGCAGCAACAGAGCAGCUAUCACUGGAUUAUGCAGAAAACUUUCCAGAAAACUGUGGCUAAAUAUUACCUUAUUUAUUAUCAGGAGAGAUAAUCUAUUCACUUGUAAUUACUUAAAUAAAAAGUGGAGCAAAUCUGCAUUUAGAUUGCCCCUAGCCAGCAGUGCGGAGAGAGUGCAGUCUAUACGUCCAGCCUAUUGCGGAAAAGUUGGCAAUAAAACAUCCAGGUCAAUUAUGGAUGCACCUACUGAAAUCUGGCACACUCAGAUAGAUACAGCAGAAGAUCCUGAUUCCAGGCUAGAGUGCUCCAUCUGCUUCACCAAAUAUGACAACAUCUUUAAAACGCCCAAGUUACUGCAGUGCUCACAUACUUUGUGCCUAGAGUGUGUGGCAAGGCUGGUAGCUGCCCUCCCACCUGAAAAACAAGCAGAGGAUGUCUUGUGCCCAUUUUGUCGACAGCCUACACACAUCCCAGAUGAUGGUGCCCCAGCCUUACAAACGAGCCAAGAACUGCUGUCCACCUUGCCAGCCCACCUUCAGCAUGAAGAACCAGUCUGGAUUGAAGGGAACAAGCUCUGUUACAAAAAGCCACCUGAGACAAACCCAGACCAGCAUGAUCUGUGCAUUUGUGUGGACAUUGGACUAAGCAAAAAGGACAGCCCCACUGAACCAAGGCAACGCCGAGGUUGUUUCAGGGGCUGCAGUGACUGGAAGAGGCUUCUACUCAUAGCAUUUAUUGUGGCUGUCUUGUUUUGUAUCCUCCUUUGGCCAGUUGAGUGUAUACUAAAGACUGGCAGCCUACGAUGCACGUCAGAACCUGUUCCUACUAGGAUACCUGUUGUUCCAGCAGUGGUGACCCAUGGAGUAUGAAACUGUACUUAUACCAGUGGCGCCUAGGCUGAUGUGGCACUUUCAAGUUUACAUCCUUGCAUCCUGUUGCUAUGAGUAUUUUCCAAAAGGGAGAGGAAAUACAUUUCCUAGACUUUAGCUCAGAUGUGGGCAGGCACAGGUGGGUACAGAAAGGAGUUUUGCCCAAUUAAAGCAGCCAAUAGAUGAACGGAAAGACUUAGUACAGAAUCUUGUGACUAUGGCCACAGAACAGGGAAUGUUUUACCAACAGUGUUAACUGUGGAACCUCUUUAAGCUGGAGACUUUUCAGUUUCAUUCUGGCUUUUUACAUCUAUCAAACUAUGGGGUAUUGCACCUAGCAUAUCAUUCUAUAUCCACGUUAUGCAGCAUGCUGGAGAAGAAGGAAGCUCACACACAAGUGGACAACUUCCUCAUACUUAUCUUAUUUAUGAGGCAGAACAAUACAUUUCUUUAUACACAGAACUGUUUAUUAUGCUAGCCACCAUCAUUUUGUAGAGUUACAUGGGAAUUAAUUGUAACUAAAAACUUUAACUGAAACAUUGCAUGUAUUAUUCUUUGCCCAGCAAUUUUAUUCCAGCACCGGUACUCAGGCAACCAAUGGGUCUCCCACUGCUGAACUGCAGCUUCUUGCAUUCUGAACAUUGAUGGAGGAACUACAGGCUGCAUUUUGCAGGCAUUCAUUGGAGAAUUCUGUUAUAGUAGAUAUAUUGUAAAAAGGAGGGUGCAUAAAGAAAAAAAACUCUCAUUCUGUACAAGGAACCAGAGAAACUUCAGUGGAUCUUCCUGGCACCUAAGGAGUUAACUGGUACACAAAUAUAUUUAUUUAACAUGACUCUAUUUGUACAUAUUUGAAAUGCAAUAUCAGUUGAAGUCAUGCACCUCCAGUAAUGAUAAAGUGCCAAUGUGUCUCUCACUAUUGAACUAUAGCCAACAUCCUGCUGCCAAUAAUCAGCUGCUGUAUUUUGAGUCUGAAAACAUGUUUUAUAUAUAAAUAGCUAAAUAACAGUAUUAACCAUAUUCCAAAUAUGAUAAAAGCACAUAGUCUUACACAUAGCCACAUUGUUUCUUUACAAAACAGCCUUUAAAGGACUAGUAACACCAAAGACUCAAAGGAGUUUCUAUGCAUUUAAAUUUGAAAUACUAUUACCUACAAACUGUGAGCUUGUUAUAUGAGACUGAGUUAUAGUAUAUACAUAUAUAUACACAUAUAUCUUAGCUGCUGUGAAGCUGUGGGCAGCAGUUUAAACUAAACAGGGCUAUAGGGCACACAUUUACAUAGCAGAUAAUAGAGAAGUUAUGUCACUAAUGGCUCUCUACAGAACUGCAAAUCUUUUUAAAUAGAAUAGGACCAUUGGAUUUUUUAUCCAAUUCGGAUACAUAGCACUAAUGUGUCAAAACGGCUAAAAAUCCAAAUCAGACAAUUCACCAGCUAAAACUCGCCAAGAUCAUGUAGAAGUCACUGGCAGAUGUCCCUUCCCUGGAGGAUCCUUCUUUUGCUUCAAAACGUUCGGAUUUUUGAUGAUAUUUUUUCACGCGGCAAUGCCGUGGAGACCAGUUUAUUCAUAUUUUAGAAUAAAAAAAAUGAGAAAUGUCAAAUGUUUUAGUACAGCUGCCCUUAACUGUAAAAAAAAAAUCUGUAUAUGCUCUUUUAAAGAGCCUUAAAUUUGGAGGGGAGGUGUAUUUUUGUAAACAUCCGAGUUAUUUUAACUGCAAAUAAAAUGUUGAAUGCUUUUUCUAAA